This is a messenger RNA of Penicillium soppii, 1350 nucleotides long. RefSeq names its product class I SAM-dependent methyltransferase. The transcript has 2 exons. NCBI's taxonomy places the organism in Eukaryota, Fungi, Ascomycota, Eurotiomycetes, Eurotiales, Aspergillaceae. The record is from RefSeq and is a predicted model, not a curated record. Gene Ontology annotation, molecular function: methyltransferase activity. Bases 1 to 1350 code for a protein of 449 amino acids.
AUGUCUCACAGUUCUCACAGUCACAGAGGGUAUCCCGGGUCAUUUCCCGUGCCGUCACCCCCGAGAAUGUAUGCGACGGAAGGAGAUCGAAGGAUGCGAUGCCUGCCUCCUUUGCGGAUGCGCUCUCCACCGCUGGUGCCAGCGCCCAAACGACACAAAUCCGAUUCGGUCCCAGCCAGCGAUGCCUCCGCAUACUACUCCCACUCGGUCACCGGGAGUGAACGCGCCCGCUCACGGCAAUCUUCUACCGCCAUGGACCUGUACACCUUGAUCAAUCGAGAUCCCCCAGCCGAUAGCGAUCCCCGGAGGAAUGCUAGGUUCACCAGCAUUGGGUCGGUAGCUACGCAGGCAUCCCAGGUGUCGAAUACGUCUCAAAUAUCGCGUUCAUCGCCGAUUAUCUUCUCCGAUCAUAAAAUCCCUGAAAAAUACCCACCCUAUAAGGAGAACGGCCGACUGUACCAUAGUUAUCGGAAGGGUACAUAUCCGCUCCCGUGCGACGAAAAAGAGCUAGACCGUCUCGAUCUCUUCCACCACCUGUUUAAGGUAGCCCGGGUUGGGGAUGAGUUAUUCUAUGCACCAUUGCCAUCGGAUGUGAAGACCAGAGUUCUCGACCUAGGCUGUGGAACAGGGAUCUGGGUCCUCGAUGUCGCAGGGAAGUUUCCCAAAGCCUACGUGCGAGGCUGUGACAUUGCCAAAAUGCAACCACCAAAACCAGAACAACCACCACUGCUUAAAGAACCCUGGUACGCGGAGAACCACGACUUCUUUGUUCCAUUCGACUUCGAGUCCCCUUGGACCUUAGGCGAGGAAUCAUGGGAUCUGAUCCAUAUGCAAAUGGGCAGCGGUAGCGUCGCAAGCUGGAUAAGCCUCUACCAUCGAGUCUACAAGCACCUUAAACCUGGAGCCUGGUUCGAACAGGUCGAGAUUGAUUUCCGGCCGCGCUGUGAGAACGAAAACCAAAAACCCGGCAAGGCGUUGUCCACCUGGUACUCGAAUCUGCAGAAAGCAACUGAAGCCACGAUGCGGCCGAUGGCGCAUAGUUCGAAAGAAACAAUUAAAAAUUUGCAAGACGCUGGCUUUACAGAGAUCGAUCACCAAACUGUCGGACUACCUCUGAACGAAUGGCAUUCGGAUGCAAAGGAGAAAAAGGUCGGCCGCUGGUAUAAUUUGGCCUUGAGUAAAAGCUUUCGCACUCUCAGCCUGGCGCCGUUCACUCGCGUUCUUGGAUGGACAGUAGAGGAGAUCGAUGCACUUGUCGAGGAGCUCGAACACGAGAUCGCCGAUGAGACGACUCACACUUUUAAUCUGCUGCACAUUUAUCAGGCGCGAAAGCCUCCUGUGCCCAAUUGA